AUGCCUCUUGCAGUGAGCACCUUCAGCAGCCCUCGUGCUGUGCCUCUGAGGAGUGUGGCGAUUCCCGUCUGUUCCUCUUGUCCGGGGAAAGGCUCCUCGAAGGCGGAUGGGCUCGUGACCGCCGGGGGCGCGCACGGGGCGCGCGCGCCAUCUAGCGGCUGCUGGCGGCGGGAGCGCGCUGCCGCUGUUGGGUCCCGUCCAGCGCUGGCCCUGCGGUGCCGCCGGCUGCACACCGUGUACCAGAGCGCGGAGCUGCCCGAGACACACCAGAUGCUGCGGCAGACGGUCCGGGACUUCGCCGAGAAGGAGCUGAUGCCGCUCGCAGCGCAGCUGGACAAGGAGCACCGCUUCCCGGCCGAGCAGGUGAAGAAGAUGGGUGCCUUGGGGCUGCUGGCUAUGGACGUGCCAGAGAAGUACAAAGGAGCAGGCCUCGACUACCUGGCCUAUUCCAUCGCUGUGGAGGAGAUCAGCAGGGGCUGUGCCUCCACGGGCGUCAUCGUCAGCGUCAACAACUCCCUGUAUUUAGGGCCAAUACUCAAGUUUGGCUCUGAAGAGCAGAAGCACCAGUGGAUUGCUCCCUUCACCAGUGGAGAGAAAAUUGGAUGUUUUGCCCUCAGUGAACCAGGAAAUGGCAGCGACGCGGGUGCAGCCUCCACCGUGGCACGGCUGGAUGGGGAUGAGUGGGUUCUGAACGGCACCAAGGCCUGGAUCACCAACGCCUGGGACGCCUCGGCCACCGUGGUGUUUGCUACUACAGAUAAAUCCCUGAAGCACAAGGGCAUCAGUGCAUUCCUGGUUCCCAUGCCAACACCUGGGCUGUCACUGGGGAAGAAAGAAGACAAACUGGGAAUCCGAGCCUCUUCCACUGCCAACCUGAUAUUUGAGGACUGCCGGAUACCCAAGGCCAACCUCCUGGGGCAGCCAGGAAUGGGCUUCAAAAUCGCCAUGCAAACUCUGGAUGGAGGAAGGAUUGGUAUUGCCUCACAGGCACUUGGAAUAGCCCAGGCAGCUCUGGACUGUGCUGUGGAUUAUGCUGAGAAGAGAAUGGCCUUUGGGUCACCCAUCACAAAGCUCCAGGCAGUGCAGUUCAAGCUGGCAGACAUGGCUGUGGCCUUGGAGGGUGCACGCCUGCUGACCUGGAGAGCUGCUAUGCUGAAGGACAAUGGAAAGCCCUUCACUAAGGAAGCAGCAAUGGCCAAACUGGCUGCAUCAGAAGCUGCAACGUCCAUCGCUCACCAGGCUAUCCAGAUCCUGGGUGGGAUGGGCUAUGUGACAGAGAUGCCGGCAGAGCGCCACUACCGCGACGCGCGGAUCACCGAGAUCUACGAGGGGACCAGUGAGAUCCAGAGACUGGUGAUUGCAGGCCAGCUGCUGAAGGCCUACCGAGGCUGAGGAGGCUGCCUGGAGCAGCACACUGCCCCCCGUGCCUCUAAUGGUGCACAGUGAUGGAGUUUGACCCUCUUGAAUGAGGCUACUGAUGGAGGUUUUCCUCACCAAUGAGUAACUGACCCUCUAGUUAAAAUGUGCUGAUUCUUCUUUGGACAAAGUAUGGCACACCGAGGCUGGACUGAGGUUUGUAAGUGAUGGCUGUGAGUGCAGGAGGGUGGGGGCAACCUGUACUCAUAGGGCAGCCUGGGGCUUUUCCUAAACUAGACUGUUGGAAUGGCUUGGUAGUGGCAACAUGACAGCACUUGCCAGCCACUGCCUGUUUUGCUAAAUUUGUCACUACAUGGCACUGGAUAACCAGUUCCAGAGAGUGAGAGCUGUGAUCCCUGUGCCCUGCUUCAGGCUGUUUGUCACGUGCCUCUGCAGAUGAGACUUCAGUGGAAUUCAGGUGUGGGAUGCAGCUGUGUGUGAGCUCCUACUGGGACAGCCUGGGCUGAGGUAAUCUCUUCCAGCAGGAGAGGAACCAGACAGGAGGACAUGGGAGGACAUGCAGGGAUGACCCACACACAGAGGGCUCUGGGCACAGAACGUGGUUGCUGUCUGCAUAGAUGUGAAAACAUAGAUCAGAAAGAAUCCCUCAAUCUGGGCCAGCAGGGCCCAGCACCUGCUCACUCAGCUGCUCUGGAACGUAAGGAUAGCUAGGAUAAUUAAUUAACAAACAAACAAACAACAAACCCCUCUGCUCCCAAAUCUACUUCUGCAAUGUCAGCAGGAAAGGGAGUGCCUAACAGGGCAGUAACAGCUUUUAAUCUCUACACGUUUUGGGCAAUGAGGAAAUGAAGAGAUGACACACAAACCUCACCAGGAAGCUUUAGCAGUAGCACAUCCUCAAUCAGUGAUCAUUGGUAAGACAUUAAUUUUAGAAGCAUCAACAGCCAAAGGAAAAGCUCCAAACUCAGGAGAAGAGGGAGGGGAUUAAGACUAGAGCCUGUAUGACCAGUCUGCCUCCUUGUCCAAACAAGUACACUAGAGGGAAAUGGUUAUUUUCCUGUGGCGCCAUUUAUUUAUAAUUGUGUGCAGACAAGAAGAGCAGGAUUCUGUUCCAUGAGAGAGCAGAGAAGACAAAUAAAACC
Molecule: messenger RNA, 2519 nt
Organism: Ficedula albicollis (Collared flycatcher)
Lineage: Eukaryota; Metazoa; Chordata; Aves; Passeriformes; Muscicapidae
Gene: ACADS
Product: acyl-CoA dehydrogenase, C-2 to C-3 short chain
Exons: 11
Coding region: 1-1392 (463 amino acids)
Biological process (GO): fatty acid beta-oxidation using acyl-CoA dehydrogenase; butyrate catabolic process
Cellular component (GO): mitochondrion
Molecular function (GO): flavin adenine dinucleotide binding
Source: RefSeq, a predicted model, not a curated record